CAGAAAGAUUCCAUUCCCAUCUUCCCUCCUUCCUCCAUCUUUGCUCUCCGUUGUAUGCUUGCCAUCUCUUCUCUUCGUCGCGCUCUCUCUACUAAAACCACAAAGCCCCUUAGAAGGAUAGAAUCCGCGAAACAACUAGCUCGCAGAAUGGCCGCUCUUCCCUCCACUUAUCAGGACCCCGUCCGCAUCGCCGUCAUCGGCGGAACUGGCCUUCGUGAGCUCCCUGGUUUCUCCCAGGUCGCCUCGUUGGACAUCACGACUCCCUGGGGCAAGCCUUCCUCCCCCAUUACGAUCCUGCACCACCAGUGCUCGCACAACAACCAGACCGUCGCCGUCGCCUUCCUAAGCCGCCAUGGCUCGCACCACCAGAUCGCGCCCCACGAGGUGCCCGCCCGUGCCAACAUCGCCGCCCUCCGCUCCAUUGGCGUCCGCACCAUCAUUGCUUUCUCGGCCGUCGGCAGUCUGCAGGAGGAGAUCAAGCCCCGUGAUUUCGUGAUCCCCGACCAGGUCAUCGACCGCACCAAGGGCAUCCGCCCCUUCACUUUCUUCGAGGGAGGCGCCGUCGCCCACGUUCCCUUUGGCGACCCGUUCGACGAGGGUGUAGCCAAGAUUGUCCGGGCCUGCGGUCACACUCUGGAGGGCGAGGGAGUCGUUCUUCAUGACCGGGGUACCCUGGUCUGCAUGGAGGGACCCCAAUUCUCCACUCGCGCCGAGAGCAAGCUCUACCGUUCGUGGGGCGGCAGCGUGAUCAACAUGUCCUGCCUUCCCGAGUCGAAGCUGGCCCGUGAGGCCGAAAUCGCCUACCAGAUGAUUUGCAUGUCCACCGACUAUGACUGCUGGCACGAGUCCACCGCCGACGUCACCGUCGAGAUGGUGAUGGGCAACAUGAAGGCCAACGCUGAGAACGCCAAGCGCUUCGUGACCGCCGUCUUGGACGAACUGUCUGCGGAGAAGAACUCCGAGCUUGUCCAGGCCAAGCACGUCGAGGGAUCUAUCAAGUUCGGCGUCAGCACUCCUCUGCCUCACUGGAACCCCGAGGUCAAGGAGAAGCUGAACUGGUUGUACCCCGGUUACUUUGAAUAGAGAGAUUCUCCUUGUUAUACAGAGAUGAUUCCUGUUGGAAACUUUUGCAUACAUUAUCAUUUCUCACCUAUAGAACAGAUCUUUAUAGUUGAUGAUGAGUUUACGAAUUACAACCUCCAUACCAUUUACUUGAUCGAU
This is a messenger RNA of Aspergillus melleus, 1221 nucleotides long. RefSeq names its product S-methyl-5-thioadenosine phosphorylase (gene MEU1). Gene Ontology annotation, cellular component: cytosol. The transcript has 3 exons. Bases 55 to 1083 code for a protein of 342 amino acids. The record is from RefSeq and is a predicted model, not a curated record. Lineage: Eukaryota; Fungi; Ascomycota; Eurotiomycetes; Eurotiales; Aspergillaceae. Gene Ontology annotation, biological process: nucleoside metabolic process. Gene Ontology annotation, molecular function: S-methyl-5-thioadenosine phosphorylase activity.